CCGGUUCUACCGUCCGCAUACUUGGACCUUCACUUGAACAUUGAUUACCUUUACGGUCUCUAAAACAGCAGCAUUGACCUCGAGCACUACAAGAUCUUCAACAAAGUUUUGGAUCAUCCUCUCGAUCAGCUACUCGGCUUGGUCACCAACAACCUCGGUACAUACAACGACAACAUGGCACCCAAGGCUCAAGAAGUCGUUGAAGGGCCAGUUCACAGAAACCUCACUCACGAAGAUCUCCAGAACUUCCACGCAAACCUCGUCAAGAACCGGGAGAUGGCCUCAGUCGUGGAAGCUGCUUUCAAGCAAUUCGAUACUCAGAUUCACAACCUCCAGACCACCGGUCCCAUUGCUGCUACGAUUGAUCCCAUCAAGAGGGACGUGCGCAAGGUCAGGGCCGUCUUCGAAUCUUCUAUGGAGAUUACCCGCUCCAAGGAGGAUAUCUCAGCGGCCAUGAUCGAAGAAGGUCGCAUCGGCGAGACCCUUGCGGCCAUCAACGAAGGUCUGAUCGCUCUCGGAUCGCUGAAGAAGCCACUUCUCAACAUCCGCGACAAGCUCAACAAGAUCAGCGCAAAAGAUCCCACCAUCGUUUCUGACGGUCUCCAGACCAUUGGAUUCGACAAAGAGAUCGAAGCCUAUGACACAAAUGUGACCGACUGGGCAGCAAAGAUAGCCGUUACUACUUGGGAGGAUCCGAAGCUGUCUUCUUGAAGCUAUCGUCUCGAAGUUGUCUUCUUGAAGCUGUCACAAUGAGGCUGUCUCAUUCGGCAUAGGGGUAGCAAAGGCAGGUAACUUAACGCUGAUGACUUGCUGGGAUAAUUGAGGAUUGAGCCCGGCUGGGCUACCACGAAAACCUGGGUCCAUUCUCGGACGGCAGCAGGUUAACGAUCAUCUCCUCGGCAGGACACGACAAAUUGUGAAAUACAAAAGACCAUCACUCUGUUCUUUCU
Molecule: messenger RNA, 950 nt
Organism: Aureobasidium subglaciale EXF-2481
Lineage: Eukaryota; Fungi; Ascomycota; Dothideomycetes; Dothideales; Saccotheciaceae
Exons: 2
Coding region: 175-711 (178 amino acids)
Source: RefSeq, a predicted model, not a curated record